This is a messenger RNA of Oncorhynchus masou masou (cherry salmon), 3412 nucleotides long. Its product is annotated as transketolase-like. The transcript is spliced from 13 exons. Bases 202 to 2082 code for a protein of 626 amino acids. Gene Ontology annotation, molecular function: thiamine pyrophosphate binding; transketolase activity. NCBI's taxonomy places the organism in Eukaryota, Metazoa, Chordata, Actinopteri, Salmoniformes, Salmonidae. The record is from RefSeq and is a predicted model, not a curated record.
UCUCUUCCGGUUCCUCUCUUCGUUUACAUCGUUUCUCCUCCGGUUUAACCGUUCAUUCAGUCCUCUGGUAGCUCGCACGGUUGAUACACUGGUUUAAUCCAUUUAUCUUUAACCGACACCCGGGGAGAAGCUGUGCAGCUCUUCAAAUAGCCGUGUUAGUUAUUUACCAGCCGGUGUCCGCUCCGUUACCGUGCCUCCACCAUGGCGAGCUACCAUAAACCGGACGAGAAGACACUGCAGGGCCUGAAAGACAUCGCUAACAAGUUACGGAUCAACUCGGUCAAGGCAACAUGCGCCUCCAACUCCGGUCACCCCACCACAUGUUGCAGUGCCGCAGAGCUGAUGUCCGUGCUGUUCUUCCACACCAUGCGCUACAAAGCCACCGACCCACGCAACCAGUGCAACGACCGCUUCGUACUUUCCAAGGGUCAUGCUGCACCAAUCCUGUACGCUGCCUGGGCAGAGGCGGGCUUUGUGAAGGAGGCUGACCUGAUUAACCUUAGGAAGAUAGACUCUGACCUGGAGGGUCACCCCACACCCAAACUGGAGUUUGUUGACGUGGCGACGGGGUCUCUGGGACAGGGGCUUGGCGCCGCCUGCGGGAUGGCCUACACCGGGAAGCACUUCGACAAGUCCAGUUACCGUGUGUACUGCAUGCUGGGUGAUGGGGAGUGCUCUGAGGGGGCUGUAUGGGAAGCCAUGGCGUUCGGUUCCCACUACAACCUGGAUAACCUGGUGGCUAUUAUCGACGCUAACCGCCUGGGACAGAGUGAAGCUGCCCCUCUCAAACACGACAUGGACGUCUACCGCAGGCGCUGCGAAGCGUUCGGGUGGAACACGUAUGUGGUGGAUGGUCAUGACGUUGAGGAGCUGUGUAAAGCUCUGUGGCAGGCCCAGCAGGUGAAGGGGAAACCCACUAUGAUCGUUGCCAAGACCUUCAAGGGUCGAGGACUCAAAGGUAUAGAGAACACGGAUAACUGGCAUGGGAAGCCCAUGCCCAAGGACCGGGCCGAGGAGGCAAUUAAAGCCUUAGAGUCUCAGAUUCAGAACCCCAACAAGACCAUCUGUCCCGAGCUACCUAACGAAGAUACCGCUCCCGCUGACCUCUCACCAAUCACCCUGCCUAGCCCUCCCAAUUACAAGAUCGGAGACAAGGUGGCUACUCGUAAGGCGUAUGGCGUGGCCCUGGCUAAACUGGGUCAGUCCAGUCCGAGGGUGGUGGCUCUGGACGCUGACAUGAAGAACUCUACCUUCUCUGAGAUGUUCCACAAGGCCUACCCUGAACGCUUCGUAGAGUGCUUCAUCGCUGAACAGAACAUGGUGAGCGUGGCGAUCGGCUGUGCCACACGGGACCGCACGGUGGCGUUCGUCAGCACCUUCGCUGCCUUCCUGUCCCGGGCUUACGACCAUAUCAGAAUGGCUGCCGUCUCAGAGUCUAACAUCAACCUGGCAGGGUCACACUGUGGAGUCUCUAUCGGUGAGGAUGGCCCCUCCCAGAUGGCAUUGGAAGACAUUGCCAUGUUUCGCGCUAUCCCAACAUGCACUCUGUUCUACCCCAGUGACGGCGUCUCCACUGAGAGGUCUGUGGAGCUGGCUGCGAACACCAAGGGAAUCUGUUUCCUCCGUAUCACCAGACCAGAACUAAAGGUGAUCUACGACCCCAACGAGAAGUUUGAGGUGGGCGUGGCCAAGGUGCUGCGUCAGUCCGACAGCGACCAGGUGACGGUGAUUGGAGCUGGAGUGACUCUGCAUGAAGCUCUGACUGCUGCUGACCAGCUGGCCAGCGAGGGAGUGAACAUCCGUGUGAUUGACCCGUUCACCAUCAAGCCCCUGGAUGCUGCCACCAUCGUGUCGAGCGCCCGCGCCACCGGAGGGAGAAUCAUCACCGUGGAGGACCACUACAGAGAGGGUGGCCUUGGGGAGGCGGUGCUGUCUGCGGUGGGGGAGGAGCCUGGUAUCAUGGUGACGCGCCUGGCGGUGAACCGUAUGCCCCGGAGUGGAAAACCUCAGGAGCUCCUGGACCUGUACGGCAUCAGCGCCAAACACAUCGCCAACGCCGUGCGCCAGACCUUCGCUAACUGAGACGGCCGAUGGGCCCUGGUUUAAAGUAGUGCACGAUAUAGGGGGACAUCUGGGAUAAACACAACUCCUCUAUGCCCUCAUACCACCGGUCACCCCCCCUUUCUCCCCCCGCUCUGACCUGUGUCCUCAAGGCCCUCCCUCUCUGACCUGUCUCCCCCCCCUCUCUGACCUGUCUCCUCCUUCCGCCCCCUCUCUGACCUGUCACCCCCCUCCCUCUCUGACCUGUCAACCCCCCCCUCUCUGCAGUAUGAGGUGUGAAAUGACGUAUCUCUUUUCUGAACCUUUCUCCGCCUAACCUUUAUUCCUAUUUCUAUUGAAGAUGAAUUGUGUAUUUGUCAGAUUUCCUUUGUACCCAUUUUUCUGUAUCGCUCUUCAUUCCAGUUGGUUCCGUGGUCUUUAUUUUCUCGUUCCAUUCCAUGUGUUCUAACUGUUCCAAACCACCUGCUCAUUCAGUCACACCGCCAUCUUGGUUUCUCAUUGAGCCGGCAUGGUGUCUAACCACUGCUAGUCGUGGCCUUGUUUUUCACUGAUGCAGGGAAUUCACAUGGUUUUUCACUGAUGCAGGGAAUUCACAUGGUUUUUCACUGAUGCAGGGAAUUCACAUGGUUUUUCACUGAUGCAGGGAAUUCACAUGGUUUUUCACUGAUGCAGGGAAUUCACAUGGUUUUUCACUGAUGCAGGGAAUUCACAUGGUUUUUCACUGAUGCAGGGAAUUCACAUGGUUUUUCACUGAUGCAGGGAAUUCACAUGGUUUUUCACUGAUGCAGGGAAUUCACAUGGUUUUUCACUGAUGCAGGGAAUUCACAUGGUUUUUCACUGAUGCAGGGAAUUCACAUGGUUUUUCACUGAUGCAGGGAAUUCACAUGGUUUUUCACUGAUGCAGGGAAUUCACAUGGUUUUUCACUGAUGCAGGGAAUUCACAUGGUUUUUCACUGAUGCAGGGAAUUCACAUGGUUUUUCACUGAUGCAGGGAAUUCACAUGGUUUUUCACUGAUGCAGGGAAUUCACAUGGUUUUUCACUGAUGCAGGGAAUUCACAUGGUUUUUCACUGAUGCAGGGAAUUCACAUGGUUUUUCACUGAUGCAGGGAAUUCACAUGGUUUUUCACUGAUACAGGGAAUUCACAUUUGACGGACCCGAGUUGUAAUGACUUACUUACAAAAGAGCUGAAUUUAAACUGCUAUAUAAUAUACUGUUCUCCUGACCUGUUGGUAUCUGACCUUGAUCUCUUCAUGUCUGUUACUGCUGCUGUGAUGCUCCCAGGCCCUGUCAACUCGUGGUUGGUUUGCAUUGCCGUUGUUAUGCUGAAAUAAAAACCUGACCCAAUGCUA